GGCGGCAUCGAUCUUGCGGACUCCUCGAACAUUUACAGACCAGAGCAGGUAGUGGGAAGAUAGGGAAGGUGACAACACACCUGACUACGGUUAAAGGAACUUUCUGGGCGGAUGGCUGGAGGCGGAUGAAAAGACUAUACGACCAAUCGAGAGUCAGGGUGAAUGGGACUGACAUGCAGCUCAGGGCCGCGAAGAGGUUCCUACAAGAAGGUGCCCAGGUGGUUGUGAUGAAGAUCACUAGGACUAAGACUACUACAGAAGUGAAUAGGGGAAUUCUGAUAGGACUGCUGCGGAGGCCCAGACCGAAGUCGUUUCUCCUCAAGAUGUCGUCGAACAAACUUGUUGGGCUAUACAGGGCAGCAGGGACAAUGACGGAUGCGAAGUCAAAACUAUCCUUAAGACUGAAGAUCGAUGGGGCAUUGCUCGAGAAGACGGGUAUCAGUGUGAGAAAGAGGGUGAACGUUAUUCUACCGUUCAAUCCUCGAAUCAGGAAGACACUUGUUUGCAGGGCGGCAGAGGAGAUGAUCGAUCGGAAGAUCGACGAUGACCACCUUGCGGGCUUUGUGAAAAACCGAAUUCACAUAAUUUGGAGGAAGAAUAGGACGGUCAGCAAGUUGCUGCACAAUCAGAAGUUUUUUGCCACUGAUGAAGAGAAGCGCUGCCCUUGCGCUUGUUCCAAGUUACCGAAGAUAGACGGUCACGUUUUGACGCGGUUCGCAGAUCUUGACGCAGAACGCAUACCAGGGUUUGUACACAACUCGAAGAAUAUUACCAGGUCUGUGGGCACUCAGAACGGCCGUAGAGUACUACUGGCGAUCUCCAAGGCCAAUAGACAUCUGGGAACGCAAGCUGUGGAUUUGAGUAUACCGGAAGGCACCAUCGGGACUGCUGAUCACAAACUGGCCGCUUGGACAGAUGCCAAGGUACGAAGAUGGAGCACGGGGUUCAAGGGCUUUGUCCUGGCCCCGAUGGACCGGAAUCCGGGUGACACUGCGGUUAUAUGUCCGGUCCUGUACCGGCACACUUUCCGUAAGAUAUUCCUGUGGAACACUAACUAUGAGUCAGUAGGGAAAGGCGUCACGGAGUCGGAGGCGCUGGCCAAAUGCAAAGGCGACUUUCUGGCGGCAGAUCUGCAGAAGUUGGGGGCUUGGAGGCGAGAUGGACGCCUGGGGAAUGCCUACGUCAUUCCCAAGCAUAAGGAUCUCAAUAAAUGGAGACCGAUCGCUCCCGCUCCGGCAGACCCGGCGGGACUGGCCCAAGGAAGGGUGGCGAGAGCACUGCACUGCCUGCUGCUGAGAGUUCCCGCUCAAGCCUCAUUCUACCUUAACUCGGUUUCUUAUCUUGCGGACAAGAUGAAGGCUACCACACACAGGUUGAGGACUGCAGGCUGCGAGCAGGCCAUUGGCAGGUGCUACGACAUCAAGGAGAUGUUUUCCCGUAUACCCCAUGACGCAGUCUUGCAGUCAGUCCACCAGCUACUGCGGCGUUUUGAGGAUGCCGACUGGAAGCAGGUGAAGGUCUCAGUCAAAUCUCGGUCCUGCAUCCUGAGUAAGACAGUCAGAAAACAGGACGGGUAUGUCAGUAUUAAACUGAAAGAAAUCCUGACGAUCGUGAAGUUUGACCUCCAGCACUCCUCCAUCAAGUGCGGACCAGUGGUGAUGAAGCAAGUCUUCGGCAUUCCGAUGGGAAAGACGACAAGUCCGGUGCUGGCCUCGAUCACAUGCGCAAUGGCCGAGGAACGCUUUCUCCGUGCACUUGGUGCAGAUAGGAGACUCAUGGCAGGAUGGAGGAUUAUGGAUGGCAUCUCUGUGGUAGCCGGCCUGCCUUCGGAUGUGCACCAGGAAGGGUACCCGCAAUGCUUUUUCGAACAGUUUGAGGCAUGCUCGUGCUGGGGGCGAUUGCUUUUACAAUCUGUGAAGCACACCUGCGGGGUUACCCCCCGGAAGUCUCUCUCGGGGUUACCCCCCGGAGGUCUCUCUCGGUGCCCUGGCCGAUUUGGCCAAGGCUGCUGAGAAUGCUGCACUUACAAAGAUGCUGGCAGCUCUCUCGGCCAGUUCAGGAUUCAGAAGAUUCAGAUGAUGGGCGUGAUCCGAAGCUUGCUCUGCUUUGCUUUCCGCUCGGUUAUCUGGGGGCCCCACACUUUCGGGGGGGCCCCGGUGCUAUUUCGGUCGUUUUUGUCGAUUUUGUCUAUUAUGGUCGCUUUUGGUCUAUUUUGGUCUAUUUUGGUCUAUUUUGGUCCCUUUUUCUGCCUAUAAUGAGUUGGCCUAGCGGGAACUGAUCCCCGGCCGAUUAGGAUGGCUCAGAAUUCGUUAUGGGUAGACGACACAUGACUGACCACUGCAGCUUCGCCAGUUUCUGACAUAGGUAAUGUAAUACUCGCCGUUUGGUCGGCCCGACCCUCACUUUCUCUGCGCGGCUGGCCUCAAUUUAGUUAGGCGGCAGCUACACCAAGCUGGCCCCACUUUUGAGUGUGAAUCUUUCUGGCUACUCAUCUGGAUACAGGGCACGAUAGAAUUUCGGAAUUGGUUCUGUUGUACGAUAUAGGGGUGAUGCUUCUGGACGAGUUUUGGGCUAUAUGCUGCAGAAGUUUUAUUCGGACAUAUAGGUUCCGGACGGCGUAAGUAAUGAACCUGGCAAACAUCU
Chara braunii is the source of this 2643-nucleotide messenger RNA. The record is from the annotation of a GenBank genome assembly. NCBI's taxonomy places the organism in Eukaryota, Viridiplantae, Streptophyta, Charophyceae, Charales, Characeae.